GAGGCGAGCCGACUGCUGGGGCUGCUCGGCUCCUGCGCGCCCUCGCGCUCCCCGCCGCCCGCCCAGGCGCAGGCAGAGCGCAGGCGGCGGCGGGCGGCAUGGAGAGCCUGCUGGAGAACCCGGUGCGUGCCGUGCUCUACCUCAAGGAGCUCACCGCCAUCGUGCAAAACCAGCAGAGCCUCAUCCACACCCAGCGCCAGCGCAUCGACGAGCUGGAGCGGCGGCUGGACGAGCUAAGCGCCGAGAACCGCAGCCUGUGGGAGCAUCAGCAGCUGCUGCAAGCCCAGCCUCCGCCCGGGCUCGUUCCCCCGUCGUCAGCCCCGCUGCCCGCUUCCCAGGCCACCGCUCCCACCGCUGCCGGCGGGGCCCAGGAAUCUCUCCAGGACCACGGACAGCUCUCCCCCGCCGCGCCACAGCCAGCACCCGAGCAGCCGCCGCUUCAGCACCACGGACAGCUCCUGGCGCAGCCCCAGCCGGGCCCCAGCGGUAGGGCUCAUGCACCCCAGUCGCCCCACCAGCACCCAGUGACACUCGGGGCCGUCGCCGACAAGGAGAAAGAGCGUUCCCCGAGUUGCUGCGCUGCCGGAGCCCUCCUUCAGCACAAAUCCCCCGCCGCCCUCAGCAAGGGCGUCCUGAGCAGGAGACCUGAGAAUGAGACCGUGCUGCACCAGUUCUGCUGCCCAGCCGCUGACGCCGAGCAGAAGCCAGCCUGCUCCGACCUGGCCUCCCCAAGUGAUGGCUCCUGCGCCCAGGCCGGUGGGGGCAUGGAGGACUCCAUGGUGGCAGCGGCGUUGGUGGCAGCCGGCAGACCCAGUGCCCAUGCCCUGAAGGCUCAAGAUCUGGAGCUGCGGGAGGAGGAGGAGCAGCCGAGGGCGGGGGGUGCCCCCUCGAGGGCUGGCCCCCACAGCGCGGCCUCCCCUGGCCGGCAGCAGCCUGCCCUGGCUACAGCGCUCUGCUCCCACACCCCUGCUGCCUCUGAUUACGAACUCUCCCUUGACCUAAAGAAUAAACAGAUUGAAAUGCUAGAACACAAGUAUGGGGGUCACUUGGUGUCCCGGCGCGCCGCUUGCACCAUCCAAACCGCUUUCCGCCAGUACCAGCUCAGCAAGAACUUCGAGAAGAUUCGCAACUCGCUCCUGGAGAGCCGCCUGCCUCGACGCAUCUCCCUGCGCAAGGCGCGGGCGCCCACGGCUGAGAGCCUGGCGGCCGAGAAGGCGCUCCUGGAGGGCUGCGGGCUCGCGGGGCUGCCGCUGGUGCGCUCGCCCUCCCUGCCGCCCAGCCUCUCGGGCACGCUCACCGAGCUGGAGGACUCCUUCACCGAGCAGGUGCAGUCCCUGGCCAAGUCCAUCGACGACGCCCUCAGCACCUGGAGCCUCAAGACCGUGUGCUCCCUGCAGGAGAGCAGCGCCUACCAGCUGCACCAGGCCCUGCAGGCGGCCACGGCGUCACCAGGCCUGGAGGCCGAGGUGCGGGAGACCGAGAUCGCCGCCCCGGGGCCCGCGGAUGAAGCCGCUGAGGCCGCCAGCCUGCCCCAGGGCCACGGCGGCACCCUCAUGAUGGCCUUCCGGGACGUGACGGUGCAGAUCGCCAACCAGAACAUAUCCGUCUCCUCCUCCACGGCUCUGUCGGUGGCCAACUGCCGGGGCGCGCAGACAGCCCAAGCCCUAGCAGAGCCCGCGGCGGGCAGGGAGGAGCAGGCCGAGGCACCAGGGCGGGAGGCUUCCCAGGCCCCAGCCUCCGGCCAGGGGGACGUGCCGGUCCAGGACACAGGCGCAGAGGUGGAGGCGGGCGAGGCCCUGCCCGCCGACCUGGUGGGAGCUGCUGAGGCAGCUGUGGAAAAGGAGGCCUCCGUCGCCAAGGCAGAGGAGGAGGGGACAGGGGAGGCUGGGCAGGGGGCUGAGGCCGAGGCCGAGGCGGGCAACAGCUCAGAGCACCUGAGCAGCAGCACUUCCACCAAGUCCGCCAAGUCGGGCUCGGAAGUGUCGGCCGCCGCCUCCAAGGAGGCCUUGCAGGCCAUGAUCCUGAGUCUGCCGCGCUACCACUGCGAGAACCCGGCCAGCUGCAAGUCUCCCACGCUCUCCACAGACACCCUGCGCAAGCGGCUCUACCGCAUUGGCCUCAACCUCUUCAACAUAAACCCAGACAAGGGCAUCCAGUUCCUGAUCUCACGUGGCUUCAUCCCUGACACCCCCAUUGGCGUGGCCCAUUUCCUCCUCCAGCGGAAGGGCCUGAGCCGCCAGAUGAUUGGAGAGUUCCUGGGCAACAGCAAGAAGCAGUUCAACCGCGAUGUGCUGGACUGCGUGGUGGACGAAAUGGACUUCUCCAGCAUGGAGCUGGACGAGGCUCUGCGAAAGUUCCAGGCACACAUUCGUGUGCAGGGGGAGGCCCAGAAGGUGGAGCGGCUCAUCGAGGCCUUCAGCCAGCGCUACUGCAUGUGCAACCCCGAGGUGGUGCAGCAGUUCCACAACCCUGACACCAUCUUCAUCCUCGCCUUCGCCAUCAUCCUCCUCAACACUGACAUGUAUAGCCCCAACAUCAAGCCUGACCGGAAGAUGAUGCUGGAGGACUUCAUCCGAAACCUGCGAGGUGUGGAUGAUGGCGCUGACAUCCCCAGGGAACUGGUGGUAGGCAUCUACGAAAGGAUACAGCAGAAGGAGCUCAAGUCUAAUGAGGACCACGUCACGUACGUCACCAAAGUGGAAAAGUCCAUCGUGGGCAUGAAGACAGUGCUGUCGGUGCCCCACCGCCGCCUGGUCUGCUGCAGCCGGCUCUUUGAGGUGACGGACCUGAGCAAGCCGCAGAAGCAGGCCGCGCACCAGCGGGAGGUGUUCCUCUUCAACGACCUGCUGGUGAUUCUCAAACUCUGCCCAAAGAAGAAGAGCUCCUCUACCUACACCUUCUGCAAGUCCGUCGGCCUUCUGGGCAUGCAGUUCCACCUCUUUGAAAAUGAGUAUUAUUCUCACGGCAUCACACUGGUGACCCCGCUCUCGGGCUCUGAGAAGAAGCAGGUGCUGCAUUUCUGCGCCCUGGGCUCUGAUGAGAUGCAGAAGUUUGUGGAGGACCUGAAGGAGUCCAUUGCCGAGGUGACGGAGCUGGAGCAGAUCCGGAUAGAGUGGGAGCUGGAGAAACAGCAGGGAACAAAGACACUUUCUUUCAAGCCCGAAGGAGCCCAGGUGGACCCACAGUCAAAGCAAGGAUCGCCUACAGCCAAGAGGGAAGCUGCGCUCGGGGAGAAGCCCGCGGAGAGCGUGGUGGAGGUGUCAAUUCACAACAGGCUUCAAACGUCCCAGCACAACCCCGGGCUGGGGGCCGAGAGGGGAGUGCCAGCGCCGUUGCCAGACCUGCAGCCUAGCCCCUUGAGAGAGCAGCCCCCACCGUUGCCGCCACCGCCACCCACACCCCCGGGCACCCUGGUGCAGUGCCAGCAAAUUGUCAAGGUCAUUGUCCUGGACAAGCCCUGCCUGGCCCGCAUGGAACCCCUGCUGAGCCAGGCUCUCUCCUGCUAUGCCUCAUCCUCCUCUGACUCCUGUGGCUCCACACCCCAGGGUGGCCCAGGCUCCCCAGUCAAGGUUGUCCACCAGCCUCCGCUGCCCCCACCCCCGCCCCCCUACAAUCACCCUCACCAGUUCUGCCCCCCAGGCUCCCUGCUGCACCGGCGCCGCUAUUCCAGCGGCUCCAGGAGCCUGGUAUAGACUGCCCCCACCAUGCUGUCAGGGCACCCGGCUGCCCCCCGCUGCUCCCAUACCCUGGCCCGAUGCCUUCCUGUUCACCGAUUGCCACCAUUUUGGAAAGAGAAUCCCACUCCCUGGCACUUGGGUUUGCCUUGUCCCACUGUACCCCCUAACUCAGUUGAGCAUCCCCUGCCUGAUCUGGAGACACCACCUCACUCUCUUGGGACCCUGCACAGCCAGCCCAGGUGAGGCCUCCUCUUCCCCUGGCCACCACUCUCCCCACUGGCCAUGGACUGAAAAGAGGCAGUGCUGAACUUGCUGCUUUAUGCCCGUUAGGUCCUAGAGGCCUCAAGCCAGGGCAGGAGCAAGAGGUGGCAGCCCACAGGCCCGGCAGUGCAUCUGCAGCUCUGAGAGGAUGAAUGGGUGGCACUGGCUCGCUGGGGGCCCAUGGUGGAGGGUAAGGGGAGGGGGCUUUCUCUCCUGCCCAACAGUGUCAGGAGGCUGCUCUCUAGUCCCCAGGACGUGAGCUGUCCUGACCACUGAGCGCGUCCUUCCCUCUCCUCCCAAGGCCUUCUGCUUUCUCAGGAGCUGCUCAGACUCCAGGAAGGCUUCGAGAAAGGGAAAGGGAGGAGGCAAGGGAGCAUGCUCAGCUCUCUCUGGGACAAGUCAAUGGGGCUGAGGUAUAAUGAGGUCUUACAUCUACAAAUUGUCCCUUUUAAAGAUUUUCUUAGUUCCCCAUCCCCAAAUCACACCCAGCCAAUGCCAAGGACACUGAGAGUGUGCACAUAAAUGCACAGAACCAGGUUAAUUUCUUCAUUAUGGAAGCAGAGACAGGAGAUGGGGCAGUGAUUUGCCCACUAGAGACGGGUCUCUGGAGUCAGGGUUCCCCCUUGCAAGACAUCUGUGACCAGCAGGAGAGACUUAGAUACAGAGUGGAGUGAGAAAAACCCGGGCUCCAGAAGCUCUUGCGUUUCCCCUGCACUCCUGAGCCUUUAAAUGUUUUCCCCUCCUGGGAGGUGCCAGACUUUCUUUAGCAGCGUUGACUAAAAGAGUCCCUGGCCCCUCAAAAUUGCAAAGAUGGGGCUUGCUGACCUCCUAGGACCAAGCAGGCCAUGAUGGCCAGACUUAUAUGGCCCCACAGACCCCAGGCCUGGCGAAGGGCCCUUCCGCAGCCCAGAAGAGAGUCAACUGCCCUCGGGACCACAGGCACAGUACUAUGGACUGCCUAGUCAGGCCCUUUCUGUCCUAGCCAGGCCAGAUUCCAGUCCUGUGCCAAAAGCUCACUGCUGUCCUCUGUGCUGACCCCCUCCCACUGGAGUCUAUUGUUAGACCCUCCCGAGGGACAGGGAAUACUGAUACUGGCCUACGGUGGACGUGGGUCUCCGCACGCCCAGCCUCCAGGAGCCUGGGCCAGGCAGGAGGUAUGGAUUGUUCCUACUUCCGGAGGCUGCAGAUGCCCCAGUUUCCUCUGUGUGUGUGUGUGUGUGUGUGUGUGGUCACCCAGACGUCACUGUGAUGGCACACAGCAGGUCUAUUUCUGGCCAUCUUUGUUAGCCAGUUUCCGUCUCCCCUCAGGGCUCCCCACCCUCUGCUCUGCCUGUCCUUGUUGCCCUGGUCUCCUCUGUCUUCUCUGUAUCAAGGAUGUGCCAGUCAGAGCCUUUCGGAAUGGAGUGGCCAACAGACAGAGUGCACAGAUUCAGACACCUCUGGUGCCCUCCGCCAGGGCAAGGGUGGGCCUGAGAGUGAAGCCCUGAGCAGGGGGCACCAGGGACUUGGGAGGACGUGGAGCUGUGGGGAUGGGAGGGGUGAAUCUUGAAUGAGGGUGUCUGGAAACAGAAGAUGAUGAAUAGGGGACAGGAGUAUGAAGAGGUGGGAAGAACAUGAGCUAUGAAUGUGGCUAAAUAUAUUUAUGGGGUGGGGGCAAGGGGACCCUGAGGCUGUGAGGGAGGGGCAUGGUCCCAGACAACUCUGUCCCACCAGGCAGGACCCUUGUCAUCUGCUCACAACCCUGGGCUUGCCCUCCCACCCCUGCCAAAGCCACAGCUUUCCAGAUGGGGACCAACAGAGGUCUUAAGGCUGUCAGCUGGGUUCUCAGGCCUCUCAGUGUCCCUUCCCUAUGGCAGAGGCUCACCCCUCACCCCUGGUUGGGGUGGCGGCACAGGAAGUCCUGUGCAAGAAGCAGACCAGCCUGGGUGAUCUGGAAGGGGCUUUAACCCCCUGACAGUGGGGCCAGCUAUAUCCUUGGCAACCAGCCUUGGCAACCCUCUCCCACAAUCAGCCCACAGGCUAAGGCCAGAGUCUGGCCCUCAAGACACCUGGAGAGAGCCUUCUGCUCCCUCCCAGAGGGCUACAGGGGAUGCUGUGGGCCCUCCUGCUCUCCCAAGGCCAAGAGGGUAGUGGAUCCAGUGCUGACUGAGACACCCCCCACACACACACUCAGCCACCCCAAGAUGGCCAAUGCCAUCAACUCUCCAGGCCUGCCUCUGGGGACCUGAGCCCUUCUCUCAAUUUUAUCCAUUUGACCCCAACUCCAGAAUCAGGAGUGAGAGAUGAAGCUAGCUUCCCAAGCUUGAAGCAGGGCCCUGCCCGGCAGCCUGUCCUGGAAGCCCACCUGCCUGUCUGUCUCCAGAGGCACCUUGAUCCCACAUGUGUUUGUUGGCCCUGGGCCCCCGCCUCUACCCAGCUGUUCUCCCAUGGCCUGCCAGAUGUCUCUGUGCCACCAGGCUUCCCUGGAGCUGUCCAUCCAUCCGUCCCUAUGUGCUGCUGUUCAUCCCUUCCUGCCACACCCUCUCCCCACACACCCCUCAACCCCCUUGGAGAGAAACGUCUCCAGGGAAAGGCAGGGUGGCUGCACCCAGCAACUAAUCCAAAUGGCAAAUAUUUUGUAACAAAAUAGCCCAGAGGUAUUUUAUCUGUUCAAUUCAUAGAGUUUUAGAGAUUAUAUUGAAAUAUGUCACUUGA
Messenger RNA from Nycticebus coucang (slow loris), 6632 nucleotides. RefSeq names its product IQ motif and Sec7 domain ArfGEF 3 (gene IQSEC3). NCBI's taxonomy places the organism in Eukaryota, Metazoa, Chordata, Mammalia, Primates, Lorisidae. Gene Ontology annotation, molecular function: guanyl-nucleotide exchange factor activity; protein binding. The transcript has 14 exons. The coding region runs from base 99 to 3692 and encodes 1197 amino acids. Gene Ontology annotation, biological process: regulation of ARF protein signal transduction; actin cytoskeleton organization. The record is from RefSeq and is a predicted model, not a curated record.